Molecule: messenger RNA, 872 nt
Organism: Zeugodacus cucurbitae (melon fly)
Lineage: Eukaryota; Metazoa; Arthropoda; Insecta; Diptera; Tephritidae
Exons: 2
Coding region: 6-785 (259 amino acids)
Molecular function (GO): oxidoreductase activity
Source: RefSeq, a predicted model, not a curated record
AAUUUAUGAUCUUCACCAACAAGGUUGUGCUGCUAACUGGCGCCGCGUCAGGUAUUGGCGCUGCUACAGCAGUUCGUUUUUCGGAACUUGGUGCCCAAUUGGCUAUUGUUGAUCUGAGCGUCGAGGGUCUUAAAAAGACGGCUGAGAAUUGCAUAAAAUGUGCCAAGUCAAAAGAUCAGGGCGAACCACUUCAAAUUAAAGGAGACGUUAGUAAGCCGGCAGAUUUGGAAUGCAUUGCCAAGUCCACGCUAAACAAAUAUAAAAAACUCGAUGUGUUGGUAAAUAAUGCUGGUAUUAUGGAGGAUGGUACUAUUGAGAACACAUGUCUGGAGCAGUUUGAUCGCAUGAUUCACACCAAUUUACGUUCGCAAUUUUAUUUGUCUUUAUUAUUGGUACCGGAAUUGUUGAAGACCAAGGGUAAUAUUGUGAACACAUCUAGUAUAUGCGGCAUGCGUUCCUUCCCCAACACACUGGCCUACAACAUAUCCAAAGCGGGCGUAGAUCAAUUUACGCGCUGCGUAGCAUUGGAACUUGGCGAGCGUGGUGUGCGCUGUAAUUGUGUGAAUCCAGGCGUGAUUUAUACGAAUUUACAAAAACGAUAUUUAGAUGAGAAUGGCUACAAGGAGUUUCUUAAAAAAGCCAAAUACACACACGCAUUGGCACGCUAUGGUCAACCAAAUGAAGUAGCCAAUGUAAUAUGCUUUCUAGCAAGUGAUUUGGCAAGUUUUAUUACUGGUCACAAUAUACCUGUUGAUGGUGGGAGACACGCUAUGACACCGCGCUAAGUGACAAAAAAAGUGAUAGUCAAUUAUACUGUGAAGUCGAUCGCCAACAAACAGGAAAUAUAUGUUUAUCGAAUUUGAGCAACUACA